UAUUAAUCAUCUAUCAACCACAUCUGAACAGGGCACUCAUGGAAUACCCAUGGUUUGAACUUUGACAUGUCGCUUGCAAAAUCGCCCAAGGUCUUUCGCCCUACAGGGUUUGGCUCCACAAGCAUCUUCUCCAGAUGUUAUUCUCAACAGCAGCAUAAGGUCCCGGCACGACUCUCACAACCUUUACCGAAGGGAACAUGGGACAGUCAUAUGCAUGUCGUUGACCCAGUACGCUACAAAUUGGCUGCCGAUGCCAAAUACAAGCCUCACGCUCAUACCUUAGAAGAUGCAAAGACCUUCUACUCUCAAUUUGGCAUACACAAUAUGGUCCUUGUCCAGCCAUCCAUAUACGGAAAUGACAACUCAUGUAUGCUCGAUGCGUUAAAAGAAUUGACCCCUCGACAUGGCCGAGCAAUCGUCGGGCUCGAUCCGCAUACCAUUGACGAGGCCACCUUGCGACACUGGCAUAAGCUCGGUGUGAGGGGAGCACGUGUCAAUCUGGUGUCCGUAGGAAGAGAAGUCACCGAGUCAGAACUCCGAAGCGAAUUGCAUGCAUAUGCCAGGAUCCUCAAGCCUUUGGACUGGGUGUUGCAACUUUACAUUCCGCUCAAGCUCGCAACGCCUCUGGAGAAUAUUGUGCCUGAUCUAGGGUUGAAGGUGUGUAUAGAUCAUUUCGGCUGGCCAACCAUGCCAGAUCCCUACCAUCCUACGCAAGCUAUUCUCCCCUACAAGAUGCCUGGAUUUGAGUCGCUUGUCACGCUCCUGCAGAAGCGGACUUGGGUUAAGCUGUCGGCACCCUACAGGCUGUCGAAAGAUCCUGACAUGCGAGACAUGGACCCGAUUGGGCAGGAGCUGAUCAAAGAAGCCAAAGAUCGUGUCGUAUACGCGACCGAUUGGCCACAUACGAGGUUCGAUGGCGUUGACUCCGUACCAUUCAUCGAGAGGUGUUUUGAGUGGUGUGGUAAUGACCCUGAACUCGUAGAGAAGCUCUUUAGAGACAAUGCAGAAGAAUUGUGGGAUGCUUCACCGGCUUGAUAAAGUGGGAACAGACAAUGGUGACAAAUUCAGCGAUGGCCCUACCAAGAGAAAAACGAGGUCAGCUACUUAUAUAUAGUCAGUCACAUGGUUCGAUCAACCCCUGAUGGCGAAUGAAGUUAUGAUCAUUUUCC
This is a messenger RNA of Exophiala oligosperma, 1169 nucleotides long. RefSeq lists its product as uncharacterized. Lineage: Eukaryota; Fungi; Ascomycota; Eurotiomycetes; Chaetothyriales; Herpotrichiellaceae. The coding region runs from base 67 to 1035 and encodes 322 amino acids. The record is from RefSeq and is a predicted model, not a curated record. The transcript has a single exon. Gene Ontology annotation, molecular function: hydrolase activity.